Messenger RNA from Boleophthalmus pectinirostris (great blue-spotted mudskipper), 2545 nucleotides. RefSeq names its product EF-hand calcium binding domain 7 (gene efcab7). Gene Ontology annotation, molecular function: calcium ion binding. The record is from RefSeq and is a predicted model, not a curated record. NCBI's taxonomy places the organism in Eukaryota, Metazoa, Chordata, Actinopteri, Gobiiformes, Gobiidae.
AGCACUGGUUAGCAACGUUCUUCUACUUGUCUACAAAAGCCCUAACAUGCUAGCUAUGACGGGUUUAUUAAUAUACAUUUGUAAAGAUUUGUUAUUUUAUUAAAUAUUAUAGCUUGACGAUAUCUUAACAGCACUGUCAUAGUUGCUAGUUAAAGGAUCCUGUUGUGCCGAUGGUAAAGAUGUCAUUUCAAGAUUCUCCACAUCAGACAGGCGAUGAGGCUUUCUACAUUCAGUGCCGAGCAGCGUACCUGUCGGUCUUUAAAUCUAGUCUGGCAAAUAUAACCUCAAAACAGCAGCUUUGUCAUGUUUUGCAGCAGGCUGGCAGAAAUCCAUCUCAAGCAACUCUCAACAAAUACUGGACUGUAAGAACAUCUAAACUGAACUUUGAUGACUUCUGUGAAAUUCUUAAAAAUGAGAGGAAAACAGAUGAAAAUGAAUUGUUAAAAGCAUUCAAAAAACUAGACGCUAACAGUGAUGGUAUAACACACAGUGAGUUGGAGAAGGCUCUUACAAAUAGAGGUGACAAAAUGACUACUGAGGAGAUCAAUGCUAUUUUUUCAUUAGCUGACAUCAACAAAGAUGGGAAACUAGACUAUACAGAGUUCUGCAGAUUGUUUGUGUCUACGGUGGAGCAGUGUCAGAUGGCUGCUUUGGAGAGACUUGAGGCUGAUGCCAAGUUAAAGAGACAGAACUUCGGCAGCCAGUCUUACAGCCCUCCUAAGAACCCAGGAGCUGUGCUUUCUACUGAACGUCAGGCUCUAGACACAUCUCGAUCAGACACAGACAGCACAGCUAAUAAAGAAAGCCGGUCAUCAUCUCGUCCCUCUUCAGCCCGCAGCAGGCGGUCCUCUCUAUCUAAUGCUAUCAAUAUGACAUCUAGUAUCUCUAAGAUCAGCAAAGUACAAGAACCUUCAAAUUUACAGGACUGGCAACACAGUUUUGUCAGGGGCUGUUUCUUUGUGGAGGAGGAUGGCAGUAUCAGCUCUCUACAGUAUCAACUUCACCUCCCUCAGACUACAGAUGCCUACUUGACUAUUCAACCGGUUUCCCUUAGCAACAGGCCAGACAAGUCCGAUUGGAUGUCAACAGACACUGCUCUUUUUGUCAUGACAUCUAGUGAAAACAAAGAAGAUUCUACUUUAGUUUGUUUUACUGAAUCUAAAGACAAAGAGAAGUAUGUUUGGAGAGGAGAACUGAAUGCAGGGUCUUACCACUUGCUCCCGUUCAGCAGUGGUUGUAGGUUAAAGAAAAGCAACAAGAAAGCCACCACUUUUCAUAAACCCAAAGAGCUUAUAUAUCGAACUGACACAGGAGAGCUAGAUCUGUCUCGAGAACUCAGGGAGGCGAUGUCUGACAUAUUUGAGAUGAUAGACCUAGAUGGAAAUGGUUUGCUCAGUCUGGAUGAAUACAAUUUUUUUGAGCUCAGAACCAGUGGUGAAAAGUGUGACAAAGAUGCCUGGGCAGUCUGUAAAGAAAACUUUGAUAUGAGGAGUAACCAGCUGACAAAGCAGGGAUUUAUGGAGCUAAAUCUAAUGGAGGCUACAGAGAAAGAUGGGGACCCAACUGACUUAUGGGUAAUACUCGAAGCAAUGGGGUACAACCGCAAUCUUGAGCUUGUAGAGGCCUGUCCUUUCCAAAUUGACAUCCUCUGUGAAAGUGCCCAGCCACAGUUGCAUCCAGUUCGGUUAGACUCAGGAAAUAAACUUCUUCACCAAGCUGUCCAUAAGUCUAUAACAGCCAAGGCACAGCCCAAACUUCUGCGAGGGAAUGACAAUAUUUUGAUCUGUACAUAUAAAGGAGAUCAUAGAAUUUCCUCCCUCAUUACCAAUAAGGCCAACCAAAAAGUGACAAUCCAUGUGAACAAUGAACAAAGCAGGAACUGCUGCAGCAGCAGAGGCAUGAAUGUGUUUGCUGUUGAAAUACCUGCCCGCACCAAGAUGGUGUGCCAGCAUGUUCUUCCUAUAAAUGAAAAGCAGGACUGGACUUACAACUGUAUAGAAAGCAUACUACCCAGCAUCUAAUACUGUUUUGAUACUAGUUUUGCCAUGUAUUACUACUUUGCAGCUGGUGGGUCUUAUCAAUAUUCUUUGGGGGCAUGAAGCUAACUGAAGGCACUACUCUCUUAAAAACUCUGUUACUCAAGAUAGACUGAACAUUAGUGUUGAUCACAAGCUCCUGAAAAUGUAUUGUUUAAAUUCAUAUUUAAAUUUUUCUUUAGUUUUUUUUUUGUUUUUUGUUUUUUUUGUCUGUGCUUGCUAAUGUGUGCAUUGUGUCACUAUUGUAACCGCUGAACAUUUCACUAAUAGAUACAUGUAGAACACAGCUAACAAGAUGUCACUGCAAAGUCUCAAUAGUAGUGUAUGAGCUACUUUUUCAUGGCCAUAGUUUUUGUAAUUUUGGUAAUCCGCAUUUAGUCUUAAAUGAACAUGUAUUAUUAUUAUAUUGCUGGAAAACUGUUUAUAACCUAUUUAAGCCAACUAAUGUAUCAGUUUGUUUCAUUUUUGUGAUGGUAGCUGUUACUGAAUUAAAAGCUAUUUUAAUUAUA